Messenger RNA from Medicago truncatula (barrel medic), 2171 nucleotides. RefSeq lists its product as uncharacterized. The record is from RefSeq and is a predicted model, not a curated record. NCBI's taxonomy places the organism in Eukaryota, Viridiplantae, Streptophyta, Magnoliopsida, Fabales, Fabaceae. Bases 350 to 1390 code for a protein of 346 amino acids. The transcript has 2 exons.
UCUUCUACUCUCUCUCUCAUUAAUUGCUUCUUGAAUUUGUUAUUGCUUUGUUACAAUUCUGUUCUAAGAAAAUUCUAUUGCGCUUCUUAAUUUAGCCUCACACAGAAAUAAUAUAUAUGUUUAGUCUUGGCAAGGGACCAAAUACUAACGUAACAGUUAUCAUAUAUAUCGCGUGCUUGCAGCAACAAUGAAGGGCUGUGAAAAGCUUGAAAAUUAGUUGCCUGAUCAUAUUAUAUCUUAUAUCUUUUCCAAGUUAGCUUUGAAAGAUUUGGUGAAAACCAGUGCAUUGUCCAAACAAUGGAUUCACGAAUGGGGAUUAAGGGUGGACCUUAACUUCGAUCUCUAUACCAUGUCCGACUAUAACACAGAUCAAGACUUGUCACAAAUCCGUCCUCUCUCUCAAAUGUUUCACUUUCAAUCUGAAUUUGCCACAAGAUUGGAUCAAUUUAUGCUCCAUUAUAAAGGUGCCAUCAUCCGUUCCAUUCGAGUAAAAUUUCCAUUAUGUAAUGAACAUAGGGAUGUCAUUGAUAGAUUGAUCUCCAAAGGAAUUGCUAAUGGUGCCAAACAUAUUGAACUUCUCUUCUCUUCUGAAACAACUAAUACUACUAUUUCUAUUAUGCCAUACAGAUUUUCCCUUAUUCUCUUACUUGAGAAUGAUUCUGUGACCUAUUUGCACCUACAAAACUGCCUCAUAGACAAACGCAGAUACUUCUCUGGAUUAAAAAAUUUGAGAACUCUUGUGUUGCAACAAGUUUUUGUGAAGAAGACACUCCUUAAGACUUUGUGUUCAAAUUGCAACCACCUUGUUGACCUCACCCUUGAUGGUUGUAAAAUCACUUCCAAGUUGGUAAUAAACAACCCAUCAUUGCUUCGUUUGAACAUUGCUAAUGUUGGGUUUUACCCUCGAAAUCUUAUUACUAUCAUUGCCUCAAGUCUCUUGUCCUUUGAGUAUUCUUGUCUUAAAGAACAUGUAGUACACCAAAUGAACAUUCAAGCUCCUAUGUUAUCCAAGUUUAGCUUUAGAGGUGCUUCGUUUUCAAAGCGUAUAGGGUUAUCUGGAUUGACGAACGUAACAACAAUUAAGUUUGAUGCAUUACUAAUUGAUCUAUCCACAAACAUCUUGCCUCAUUUGUUUUCUGAAUGUCCUCAACUUGAAGUUGUCACUCUUAAGAACUGCUUGUUCACAAGUUCAACACAAAUUACCAAUUCGAAGUUACGUCAUUUGAUCAUACUUGAUAGUGUUUGGGUGGAUGACUCUCCUUCUGAUAUAUCUAUUGAUGCAUUAAAUCUUUCAUCCUUUGAAUAUACUGGAUACACCACAAGGAUAAUUUCUUUUACGGCUCCAAGGUUAUCGAAGGUUUUCUGGGAUACAUUCAGAGAGAGAGAAUAGACCACACCUUUUUGAUCCAAUUGCAAGUUUACCACAUAUUGAGAAUUUAGCUAUGAUCGUCGGCACUUUACAAGUGAGUCUCUCAAUGAUAUUCCAACACUAUAGUACAUUCCAACAGUGUCUAGGUUUCUUUCCAUUACAUUUUUCACUAGCUGCUUUUAAUUCACUUAAGUAUCAUUGUUGUAAACAAGUAAAGGAAUUAGCGAAAGUCUUGGUUCGGUUUCAAAAUCUUAGACAAUUGGACUUACAUAUUGAUGGAGCAUGUGAUCCUAGUAUGGACUACUUUUGGCUUUUAGAUAUUGCAACGACUUCUACGCAUCUCCAAAAACUUACUGAGUAUUAAAAAUCUUCAUCCGGAACAUUCACAUAUGGUUGGAUUUAAGAGGCAGAAAAGCGAAUAUGAGGGGUUUUCUCAUAAUGUUUUGAAAUAUGUGGAGUUUCUCGGCUGUGUUUGCUCCAUAAAUGUUUUUGAGUUAGCUACUCAUCUAUUGAAGAGUGCAAAUUCGCUUAAGAAAAUGACUUUCCAUUCUAGUGAGAGAGUCUAUCUUGGAGGUGGUAGAUGGACAACUUAUUUUAAUGCAUGUGGUGGUGAUUGUUGGUUAGGAAAGAAUGUUAUUCACGAGAUGCUUAAGGAUGAAGUAAAUGAACAAUGUCAGCUUAUAAUUCUGUAGUGUCAUUUUUUCUAUUUAUAAUGAGUUUUUACUACUAUUAUUAUUUGUAAUAAAUCUUUUCUAAAAAACUUUGUAUAAUUUACUUUAUUUAUGAAUUACAAUAUUUACUA